Colletotrichum orchidophilum is the source of this 339-nucleotide messenger RNA. RefSeq lists its product as uncharacterized. The transcript has a single exon. Bases 1 to 339 code for a protein of 112 amino acids. Lineage: Eukaryota; Fungi; Ascomycota; Sordariomycetes; Glomerellales; Glomerellaceae. The record is from RefSeq and is a predicted model, not a curated record.
AUGACUGACAGCAAGCCGGAAAUGAAGAACGCCGCUGACCCGCAUGUCAAGAAGGAGCAGUUGAAGGAGAAGGGUUUGCAGCCGGCCAACACCAAGGCCAAGGGCAGCAAGAUCGCUGACCCCGCUGGCAAAGUUGCCGGAACUGCCGUCUCGCAGCACCACGAGAAGCCUUCUCGCGUUCUUAAGCCUCGCCCUCAGCACGCGAGCUCCCUCGAAACCGCGGACGAUGAUGAGUAUGACGAUUGCUGGGAUCCCCACUAUGAAGACCCCCCGACCAAGAAUGACAAAGUUGUCGACGAGGGCUUCGUCCUCAUGAAGAAGCCGGGCUCGUCUCGUUAA